Messenger RNA from Ciona intestinalis (vase tunicate), 2342 nucleotides. The record is from RefSeq and is a predicted model, not a curated record. Lineage: Eukaryota; Metazoa; Chordata; Ascidiacea; Phlebobranchia; Cionidae.
GAUUUUAUUUGAAUAAGGUACAAAAUGUUCAGUUCAUUGCAUUUAGUAGAGUGUGUGGUAUAUUAUGCAUUAUUGCAAGUGUAUCUACCUUUAUAUUUGAUUGGUAUAUUUAUGAUUAAAUUGAAGAUAGUUGUAAACAAAAUAAAACGGUUCACAGGAAUUGGGUGUGUUAAACAUUCCAACAUGAUGCCACUAACUGAAGGGGGAAAGGUCGAGGACGUUGGUUGCAUUUCCACAGAUGAAGAAAUUGAUUUUUUGCGUCAUAGAAGUCCAUGUUAUGUUACAAGGAUGACAUUAGGUGUGGCCAAGCAACUUGCUAAACUUGUGACGGGACAACAAUCCAUUGAUCUAAUAUCAGAUGAGCAACUUAUUUACACAUUAUUUCAUACCGCUAUUGCUUAUGCCAUUAAGUGGAAUGAUGAGAAACAAAUGUUUUGCGUCAAUCUGUGUGAAUUUAAAGAUGUCAAAAUAUUUAAAGGAUUUUAUUGGGAUGUGCGUCGCAUAUAUGUCGACCUUGCAAAACAUAAGAUUUCUAUUGAAAUGGGAAAUGGUGGAAUUUUUCAUUCUGAUUCAGGAUCAUUGCAUCGACCGAACUAUGAACUUGCUAAACUUCAUGCUCAGAUAUGCCUCACGUACUAUGCACCAGGAUUUGCGCAUAAUUACGUUCACUUCGUUUUCCCAAGUGCUGUUUGUGUUUAUGCGAAGAAACAGCUCAACCAUGAAGGAGUAUUGUUCAAACUGCUUGCUCCACAUUUUCGAUUUGUUGAACGACUUAAUUAUCAGGCGCUCCGUAUUUGCCACGCCACCGAUAACAACCAAUCAGUGAUCGAUCGUUAUUUUUGUUUCUGGAAAUCUUUUCCUGUUAAUCGACGACAGUUUUCUUCUGGAAUUGAAACUAAAUUACAUGAUUAUUAUAUUGUAAAUGGAUCUAAGAGUUGUGCAAACACUAAUGAUCGUGAUCAUCAGUUGUUUCCACCAGAAUAUGUGACAGAAGAUACAAAGAUACCAUACUUUGAAUACUUGCGACAAUAUUAUCAAGUGAUUCGUUCAUUUGUUGAAGAGAUGGUUCCAUAUAUUGAUGAAUCCGAAUGGUUAUUAUUGUCCCAAUCCAUCCAAACACGUGUACCAAGGUUUAAUGCAGUGAAUAUGGUUGAUGGUAUCGCUACUUUCAUACAUCUGUCAUCAGUUGUUCAUUCAGCUGACCAUCAAUCUUACUUGGAUUUCUUUGCUCGAAAGUUUGGAUGUACCGCCAUCAGAUACCCGUUCCAUACGUUUGAUGAUCCACAAGAUUGGAAGAUGUAUGAGGAGCAAACAGGGAUCAGGAUAGAUGAGGUGAAAAGAGAUCCUCUUCUACUUGUUCAUCCUCUCGAUGUUAUGAGGACAAAUUGUUUUCUUGAUGUAUUCGUCGACUACAUUCCAUCGCCCACGUUCGAUUUAUCGAUGAUGAAACUAAAAUAUGAUUUCCAUGACAGCGGGCCCGAUAGCGCGGCAAGAAAUUUUAUUUCAAAUAUUCGGAGUUUGGAUGGAAAUCUCAAGCUCCAAAAAUCAACAGUUGUCGCAGAAAAUGUGAAAAACGUUGACAAAGCAACUGGAAUGCAGCUUGUAAAGCUUGAACAGUUGGUCCAAUCAAAUUGCUUCUAAACCAUGGUCUUCAAACUUGUGCACAGAUGUGUAGCAAAACUUUCACUAACCAACAAUAUUUUUUUUAAAUACUUCAGCAUGUGUUGUUGAAAUAUGGAUUUAUAAAAUGUUGCGUGACCUAGAGCAUCCAAUAUUUUUAUGACAUGAAAAGUUUAAACCUGUUUCAUAUGUUAUUUACUUCCUAAUUUUUAUAAAUCGUUUUUAAUUAUAAUAAAGGUUAUUUUUAUGGUAACUCUUCAUGUUUUAUUUUAAUUCAUUUACUGCAGUUUUUUUCAAUUACUUGACUGUAUUGUUCACACAAUUAAUACUUAGAUAAAUUUCUGCCUUCAUCACUUAGCACUUUCUACUCUAUGUGGGACAUGUACAAUGUAGUACAUUAUAUGACCUGGAAUUUUUGCCAGAGUUGGCUCAUUUUUUCGAUCACUUUGUACUGUUUAUGUUUUAAAUAUUAAUUUUAAACAUGGCUAUACUUUCUGUAAAAAGUUCCAUGCCAAUUCAAUAGCCUUAACCCUCAAUGAUAACCCAUUCAUAUUUUGUUGCUUUGAAUUCAUUUUAUAACAAAACACAUUUGUCUGGAUUUUCUAAUCAUGCACUUAAUACCUCAUUUAAUUUAAUUGUAAUAAACACUUAAGAUAUUUGUUAAAUUGUUCUUAAAUUUCGUUAAAUUAAAUUGCUUUUAUUAAUUAAAAAUGAGUGAAGUU